This is a messenger RNA of Salvelinus namaycush (lake trout), 941 nucleotides long. RefSeq names its product plasminogen receptor, C-terminal lysine transmembrane protein (gene plgrkt). Gene Ontology annotation, cellular component: plasma membrane. The record is from RefSeq and is a predicted model, not a curated record. NCBI's taxonomy places the organism in Eukaryota, Metazoa, Chordata, Actinopteri, Salmoniformes, Salmonidae. The transcript has 4 exons. The coding region runs from base 1 to 450 and encodes 149 amino acids. Gene Ontology annotation, biological process: positive regulation of plasminogen activation.
AUGGGUUUUAUGCUGUCUAAAUCUAUGGACCAGAACUUCAAGAAGCAGCAGGAGUUCAUGCUACACAACGCACGGCUCCAGAUGGAGAGACAGAUCCUGAUGCAGAAUCAGAUGAGAGAGAGACAGAUGGCCAUGCAGAUAGCCUGGUCCAGGGAGUUCCUCAAAUACUACGGCACCUUCUUCAGCCUGGCCGCACUAGGCCUCACCAUCGGUGCCAUUAAGAAGAAGAAGCCUGUUCUCUUUGCCCCUGUCGUGCCUCUCAGUUUUGUCCUGGCCUAUCAGAUGGACAUGGCGUAUGGAACGCUAAUCUACCGAAUGAGGGGAGAGGCGGAGAGCAUCAUGGUCUCAGAACACGACCGAUUGGACCUUCCACACGGUGUGCCCAACUUCGAGAGCAUUGAGAAGGCAAGAAGAGCCAAGACCGCCCUCGGCUCCCUCUUUGAGAAAUGACGCUGUCAUGGUGGGUGUGUUGUCCAGUGUCACACCCCUCUGAUCUCCACCCCUGGAAGUGAGUGAGUGAUGCUCCUCGGUCCCCAAGAUCAACGUUCAUCAGGUCUUCACCACAAAGUUAAGCUGUGUUCACAUGCUAUAGAAAUGAUCGGAAACUUGGGUAGCAAGUACCUAGUUAGAUAUUUUAGCAUUUCCGAUCAUUCCAAUAGCACAUGAAUGCGAAAUUAUACAGCCAUCCAUGCACAUAGGACACUUAUUGUGCUGACCUAGGAAUGACUGUUGUGAUCAAAAUCUGCCUUGUUUUAGAAUGAUCUACACCAAUGGUGUUCAGAUAUAUAUUUAAGCCCACAUUAAAAUGGACUUCAAAUGCCUAAGAUUGAUGGUAAGCAGUCACUACUCAGCCCUGCACUACUGUCAAAAGUUUGUAAACGUAUAAAAGAAAAGUUGGCUGCUGAUGAAACUACUAAUAAAAUAUGAUUGUCUGUACGCAG